Messenger RNA from Gigantopelta aegis, 2221 nucleotides. Its product is annotated as glutamate receptor ionotropic, delta-2-like. Gene Ontology annotation, cellular component: plasma membrane; postsynaptic membrane. NCBI's taxonomy places the organism in Eukaryota, Metazoa, Mollusca, Gastropoda, Neomphalida, Peltospiridae. The record is from RefSeq and is a predicted model, not a curated record. Gene Ontology annotation, biological process: synaptic transmission, glutamatergic; monoatomic ion transport; modulation of chemical synaptic transmission. Bases 1 to 2118 code for a protein of 705 amino acids. The transcript has 10 exons. Gene Ontology annotation, molecular function: transmitter-gated monoatomic ion channel activity involved in regulation of postsynaptic membrane potential; glutamate-gated receptor activity.
AUGAAACUGAGGCUUGUGCUCCUCCAGAUCGUUCCUACUGAUCUGAAUGACCUAUAUGAUUCCACAGAAGGCUGGCAACACAUGGACCUUGUUCAGAAACUGUCUCUGGUUUACAUUGGGAGCAUAUCUAUGCAGAUUCGUGAAGGGGAAUCCGGUCACUUGCAGGACGUUGUGAAGAACCUGAAGCGUUUGAAAGACUCGCAGUUUAGAAACGUCCUCAUAGUCGUCAGAGACAACACUCUACAGAUGUUGGUUGAUGAGGCCAUCAAAAUGGACUUGCUGACUCAGCACUUCUUCUGGGUUAUUUCCACUGAUUGGAUGUCCUCGGCAAGCGUUGCGUCACUUCCUAAGAAACGUAGUAAUAUCGUCGUGUUGACGAGGGCAACGAACACCUCGUGCCAACAGACGGGUGGGGGGUACAACUGUCAAACGAGCGGCCAGACGUGUGAAGAAAUAAACACCACUGAACGGAGAAUUGUGGUGGAUUUUAUCGAUGCCGUGACUAUUCUGGCAGCAGCUAUUAACAAAGCCACAGAAAACAUCACCUUGGGGGAUUUCCGUCAGUGCGGAAACGAUUCGCUGAGCAAUGGAAUAAAAAACAAUAUUACUCGUUAUUUGAGAAAGACAAAGUUCGAUGGUCUCACCGGAAGACUGCAGUUCGAUGACAGUGGGUACAUCAGUGAUGUAUCAUUUGACGUGCGAAGUACAUACGAAAAGGACGACGACGACCUUUACCCGGUUGGAACAUGGCGUCAAGGUCAAGGUCUGGAGCUGCUGGAUGAUCAUAUUUUCAAAAACACUUUCAGAGAUUUCAACAACAAAACGCUGUUGAUAGCGUCCCGGCCAGCCAUACCUUUUGUUGUGAAACGCGUGAUCAACAACGAGACCAUUUAUGUUGGCUUCUGUAUAGAAAUCCUCAAAGAACUCGCCGCAAGAUUUAAGUUCAAUUACGCGAUAGUGGAGCCCAAAGACAACGUGUGGGGAACCCCCGGAGCCACGCCCAACUCUACCUGGAAUGGAAUUGUGGGAAUGGUUCAACGUAAGGAGGUUCUGAUGGGCGUGGGUCCUAUCACGAUCACGUCCAUCAGGUCGGAGGUGGUGGACUUCACCAAGCCGUACAUGGAGGAGGGGAUCGGACUCAUCACCAAGAAGCCAGACGUCGAGUCGCAGAAGAUGUUCAAGAUGUACUCCCCGUUCGCGCCGAUCGUCUGGGGCUGUAUCGCGCUGUCCGUGUGUGUGGUGGGCCUCCUGCUCUACCUCGUCAACAGGUACAGCCCCUACUCCUCGCACAGGAAAGACGCCAACAGCCAGAGGAUGAGUCUGUACGCCAGCAUGUGGCUCAUAUAUGGGUCUUACAUGGAACAAGGCGGUGAGCCUCAUCCUCGCAGUAUCUCCAGCAGAUGCAUUCUGGGAUUCUGGUGGGUGUUCACAAUUCUAAUGGCAUCCACCUACACGGCUAACCUGGCUGCCUUCCUCACCGUGACGAUAGCGGAGAAGCCGAUCAACAGUCUGAGAGAGCUGGCCAACCAGGACCCAAUCAAACCGCUCGUCAAGUUCGGCAGCAACCUCGACUCCUUGUUCAUGGACGCUGAGAGCGGCCUGUACAAGGAGAUAAAGACCAAGAUGCAGGGCGGGCCCAGGGUGCUGGAGAACACGGUGGCGCUGGGCUACGUGGACAAGGGCACAGCGGCGUUCAUGACGGACCGCUCCCAGCUGGAGUACAUCGUGCUCAACGACUGCGAGAAGUACGCCCUGGCAGACGAGAUCUUCAACACGGCAGGGCUCGGUUUCAUCGUGCCCGAGAACGCGCCCUACCUCGAGGCGUUCAGCUACAGCAUAAUGAAAAUGCAAGAAGCUGGGCUGAUGGACAAGUGGAAACAGAAAUGGUGGCCAAACGCGGACCAGUGCAGUGGCUCGGACCGGACCAGCAGUGCAAAGGUUCUGGGUCUGGACAGUCUGGCAGGACCGUUUAUAAUCUAUCUCGCCGUGGUGGGGACCGCGUUUUCAUUUCUCUUCUUUGAGGUCGUUCUACGGUCCAGACCGGUCCGCGAGCUGUGGCUACAUCUCAAGAACUUUGCCACGCCCACGGAGAAGUCAAACAGAGCUGAAAAGAAAUAGGCCUAAGCUCUUCUUUUUUUUGUGCAGUGGCACGCGAAAUAAAUUGUUUAUUAAAAUGUAGUGAUUGAUGAAUAUAAAGCUGUAAAUAUUUUAUUAAAAAGGU